AUGUUCAUGUACGACCACUCCUAUUGUACCACCCUCUCCCUGACGCUGUUUGCCCCACGCACAUUUACAUUCCUCAGUGCCGUCCAUGACACCAUUUCGAAUAAGCCGAGUCCAUUCACAUCACCCACUUCACCCUCUCCCUUCGAGCCAGAACGUCCCAGAGAUACACCUUUGCAACCACACACGACGACUAAGUUCUCUGCUCUGACUACCUUGUUCAACGCUCUGGAUCCCAACCUCGGUGCACCACUCACACUCGUUGCACGCCGUCGCGGCACAGCCUCAGCCUCCACAACCUGCUCGACCUCAAUUCACACACGCACGCUAUUCAACUUGCAGGGACCGAGCAACGACCGAAGUGUGGUGUUGAAGACUACAUCAAACGGCCCGAGAACACAUUCUUCCUCUUCCGUUGCGGAUGCUGUUGGGAAAAGAACGAGGCGGAGGCAGCUCAUCAUACACUACAAGUACUCGAAUUCGACUGGCUCUCUGCCGAUAGUUCACUGUAUGGCUGCCCGUUCGGAUAUCCGCACACGAGGUGCAGUAGCGACGGGUUCAACCGCAGACGCAGUCAUAACUGUUGAGCCUCUCAAUGCCCUCGCUUUCUGGUGGACCGUCUGGAUCUGGUCAAGGGAUGGGCCUGGCAAUCGACACCUGUAA
Fomitiporia mediterranea MF3/22 is the source of this 660-nucleotide messenger RNA. RefSeq lists its product as uncharacterized. Lineage: Eukaryota; Fungi; Basidiomycota; Agaricomycetes; Hymenochaetales; Hymenochaetaceae. The coding region runs from base 1 to 660 and encodes 219 amino acids. The record is from RefSeq and is a predicted model, not a curated record. The transcript has 7 exons.